AUUGCUUCGUCCUCUUCCCGGUAGGAUACUUCGCCGAACUACUUCCCACCAUGUCGCGAAACGCACGGAUAGAAGAGAUCAGCGACAGCGACAGCGAUCCGGCUGAGAUGGACAUUGCAGACUUCGAUCCCGCCAACAUUAUGCAGAUGGUCAAUCCGCAAUAUCAAGAGACGGGCCUACAGUCGCAGUUGCGGCCAGCGGACCCCUCGAAGCCUCACCAACCUCAAGCGCCAAUAUCACCCAUGCAACGUAUGCCACCAAGACCAUCCCAGGCGCAGGAGUCUCAACAGUCCAAGCAACAGGCUGCGGAUCGCGAGAAGUCAAAGCAUUGGCAAUGCCUCUACCCAAUCUACUUCGAUGCCAGUCGCACACGAGGGCAAGGUCGCCGCAUCGGAAAAGAGCAGGCUGUUCCUAAUCCGUUGGCCCGUGAGAUUGCAGAAGCUACGGCAUCACUAGGACUCAAUGUCGUAUUUGAGCCUGAAAAGACGCAUCCCAAGGACUGGAGCAAUCCCGGCCGAGUACGAGUCCUAGUGAAAGAGAAGGGGAAAUCAGUGGGAGGAAUCGUCGCGAAUAAACACCAUCUCUACACGCUUGUCUCAAAGUAUCUUCAAGAUCACCCCACUACCGAAUCGUCACCACUCAAACUGCGCAUUGCUGGAUUACCUCCUCCAAAAGAGCCACUCCAACCUGCGAUCCCACGCGGCUGGAAAAUGAACACCAUCUUGCCGCUACAUUCACCAGCUCUCACUGGAGGAGGCGUCAGUGAGAAUUUCCUUCAAGAGAUGAUGGCAGAGAUGCAGGGAGGCGACGCUGCAGCUGCGAUAGGCGCAGCCGGCGGAAGUGAUACUGGCAAGAAAAAGAAAGACAAGAAGAAGAUAAAAGGAUGAGUCACAAUUAACUCUUCAUGUAUGAUGAUACCACGGGGGAAUUACAUAGGGUACGGUGGCUGCAUUUGCAUGGCGAGGCGUUUGGGUUGCAGGAACGUGUGGCCAAGAUUAAAGAUCAAUUACAGCUGAACAAGGCCCCGGUGGUCAUGAUUUUCAAUGUCAAAAACAUGGAAUGUUCAAGUUGCUUUCAUUAAUGUCUAGGUCACCUUCCCCUCAACUUUCAGAGUUCCACAUCCUAUCAUCACCUGUCCAUACCUGAAGAGCCCUACUAAAAGCGCGA
Molecule: messenger RNA, 1167 nt
Organism: Mytilinidion resinicola
Lineage: Eukaryota; Fungi; Ascomycota; Dothideomycetes; Mytilinidiales; Mytilinidiaceae
Product: signal recognition particle, SRP19 subunit
Exons: 2
Coding region: 51-887 (278 amino acids)
Biological process (GO): SRP-dependent cotranslational protein targeting to membrane; SRP-dependent cotranslational protein targeting to membrane, signal sequence recognition
Cellular component (GO): signal recognition particle, endoplasmic reticulum targeting
Molecular function (GO): 7S RNA binding
Source: RefSeq, a predicted model, not a curated record